This is a messenger RNA of Xyrichtys novacula (pearly razorfish), 5737 nucleotides long. NCBI's taxonomy places the organism in Eukaryota, Metazoa, Chordata, Actinopteri, Labriformes, Labridae. The record is from the annotation of a GenBank genome assembly.
AUGGUGAGUAUGAAAAAAUGAGAACAGUCCUUUAGCCAUAUGUAUGAGAUUAAAAAGAUGUGAAAUAAGACCCAGUGAAAGAGUUUGAAAGUGGUGCCAUAAUUUCUCUUUUUUCCCCUAUAACUCUUCAACACAGAGUGGAGAAAGAAACAGAGGUAUUUCAGAAAGCCUUGUCCUGGAUGAUGCCGAGGGUGGAGUCGUCAUUGCAGGAAUCACAGAUGACAACAUUGCUGCAAAGAGUGGUCUACAAGCAGGUAACAAAAUGACCAUUAACAUCUCUUUCAUUUUUCACAACCAUUAAAAUAUCUAUAGAGUAUGUAGAAAGAGUAUAAGCUUAAAUGUGCUGGCACUGAUGAGUUCUCCCUUUUGUUGUAGGUGAUGAAAUUGUUGCAGCGACCAUCCACCUGGAUCACCUUAACAAAAAUGAAGUGUUGAACAUCCUGAAGGUCCUGGAGCCUUAUGACAACAACAUGAAGGUUGUGACCAAGAAGGAGUUCAAUGCCAGUGCUGGCCUUGGCUCCUUAGGCUUGGAUCUCAAAGAACCUGCAGAGGUAUAUGACAUGAGGUGGUUCAGCCAUGCUUGAAACAUCCAGUGGCAUUUCUGAUUAUAAAUAUGUGUUUAAAUGGCGUCAUAAUGGGAUUCCUGACUCCACCCAAAUGCAAAGGAGAGGAAUAACAUCACAUUUAUGCUGCUAAAAGCAGCUAAAGAUAGUAUUUCACCAACAACACCAUGAAACUGUAUAAAAGUAGGUAAUCACAAAAAUACUGAAACAGGGGUAUUCAGUUAAAAGUCUUUGGGCAUGAUCUGCUAAGGUCCCAAAAAACUCGCUGAUUGUGAGCGCAAGUGAUAACAGGUGCAAAAGUGAUGCAUACCACUCAAUGUAAAUGGGGAUUUUGCAUGCGCUACCGGCUGUCACCAUGGAGAGUUUGGGAGAGCAGAGUGACCGUAAACAAAAAAUGAAGUUCACGGCCACAAAGUUGGGGGUCUUGGUGGAGGAGGCAAAUAAACUCACUGGUUAACUCCAGCAGAGAUAUCUGAAGAAGAAACACGAUUUGGGAGGCCAUCUGUGAAAAGGUGAAUGCUGUGAGCAAAAUCAAAUGAUCUACUGAUUAAUUAAAAAGACAGCAAAAUAUUCACGGAUAAAACUUUCUUUUAAUCUAACCUCUGCAAAUAAAACUGAUGGUGCUUGUAUUUGCAUCUCCUCCUCCCAGUAUUUUUUGUGUUGUGAUACUCUGCAUACAUUCUGCAUACAACACGCUAAAUGGAUUGCAGGUGGUACUUUGCUUCUUCGACAGACACAAUCCUUGUUGCACCCAGUUAGUCAAUCAGUUUUGCACACACUAUCAUGUUUGCACAGGUUUCUGUACAUGCAAACCUUUAGUGGAUCAGGCCCUAAGAGGUUUGGUAAGAGAAAAUGUUGAGAGCAAAGGCUACAUUUCCUCUUGUUUAGUGAGAGACGGUUUUAGCUUGUUAAGUUAAAAUUUUCAACCUAGGCUGGUAUGAGGCAGCCUUAAGAUUUUUAACUUGGCUCCUAAUGUGCACACCUUGGAGGGAACAUUUGUCUGUUGUCAGUUAAUGAUCGUCUCUGGAAUCUGAUAGAUCAAAUAUAUGGGGAUCUAGUCCAAUUUUAAUGUGAUACGAGUCACUAUAGGCACACUGGUUUAAACUUCAAAUGGGAAUUAUAAGAGUUGGUCCAUUCCUCAGCUCCUCAGGGUGUGUUUAUAUCUGUGUCAAUUGCAUCGCUAAUAGUUGCAAAAAAUUUGAUCGGCUGAUCAGCACCAACUGACGCGCUGGUCUGUGACUUUCAUGGCAGCUAAAAACGUUAUUGUGAUGUAGGCUACUGUAGGUCCAGUUACAGAAAGGACUGGAUUGGGGUGCCAAAAAUGAGGGCUCAAGUUGGGAGGUAUAAGUAGGAGGGGAAAAGUGGACAUGAAGAGUUGGGUGGGAUGAGUUAAUCCCUGUUCAGUAUCCCUUUUACAGUAGAUUUCUUGGAGUGUAGGAAACCUUGUCCUAAAUCAACUAAACUGUAUAUUGAAGCAUAAAAACAGUUCUUUACAACAGAUUAGGAAGAAAACAUGCACAGAAUUUUUGGAAAAAAAAACAUAUUUAUAUUAUAAAUAUAUAUUUAUAUUUAUCCUGUUUUAACAUACCACCAUCUAAAACCCUUCUAACUGUUACAACAACCAUCUGCCCCUUUAUUGAUCAUAUCCAGAAAUAAUGAGUAUACAGGUAAAUUCUGACUCAAGAUCUGCUUCCAUACAAGUUUUAAAAUCCACUUUGUUUUUUCAUUUUCACCAACAGAUGCUCGGCCUAAAGAAGGAUCUCCCUCUAGACACACAGACUAAGGCUCCUGUUGUUUCCUUAAAUGGGCUGGAUGGAAAUAUAGCCACUGGGCAAGGGUUGGGGGGUGAAAUCAGUGGUCCUGCUCUAAACGGGGACCUUCCCAGUCUCAAUCUAAAUAAUUCCUCAGCUGACACUGGGGCCAGUUUUGCUUUGCCUUCCCUUGCAGUAAAUGGGCCAGAUGUAAAGGGAGAUCUAGAUGGGACCCUCAAAGCUCCAAGAGUCAGCGUCUCAACACCACAGCUCAACACUUCCUCUGUUGACAUUGCAAAGCCAGAAAUCAAAACAGGGGACAACAAAUUCAAAGCUCCAAAAUUCUCCAUGCCAGUCUUCAAUGCAUCAAAAACCAGUUCCCUGAAAGCAGACACAGAUCUGAACACCUCUGGUCUCUCUGUGUCUGGCCCAGAAUUACCAGAAUUGGGUCUAAAAAACCCUGAUGUUAAGUUAGAAACCCAAAACGUUGAUUUCGAGGCACCCUCAGGCAAAAGAAAGUGGCUUCAUACAUGGAAAGGCCCCAAGAUAAAAGGUCCAAAUGCAGACCUGCAAUCAUCUGAUGUCAACCUAUCAACACCAAAGAUUGAUGGGGAUCUAAAGGCACCAAAUGUAGAUAUCAACCUCCCAAAAGCAAACAUUGAAGGCCCUGAUGUAGAUGUUAAAGGCCCCAAUCUUGACACUGGCCACACACAUGGUAAAUUUCACUUGCCUUGGAAGAUGAAAAAAGCCAAACUCCAGACCCCAAAAGCUGAUCUGGACAUAGAUCCAAAUCUGAAUACCCCAGAAUUGGAUGUCUGUGUUCCAAAAGUGGAGGGUGAAAUAAAUGCCCCAAAUGUUGACCUCAAAGGUCCUCAUCUAGACAUGCAAGCCCCAAAUAUUGAUGCAGAGUCUCCAUCUGGAAAGUGGGACUGGCUUCCUUGGAACUGGAAGAAGCCUAAAGUUCAUGGCCCAGAUGUAGACAUAAAUGCUGAAAAGCCAGAUUUGAAUCUUUCUUCCCCAAAAAUUGAUGGUGAGAUUAAUGGACCUGAGCUUAAAGGCCAUGAUCUAGAUAUUGAUGGUCCAAAUCUUGAACCAUCUGUGAGGUUCCCCUGGUUUCAGAAGAAGUGGAAAAAACCUAGACUUCAUGGUCCCAAAGCAGAUUUGAAUGCAGACCUGAGUGCACAUGACUGUGAUCUCAAGGUCAAUGGACCAGAUGGGAAUCUACCCAACGUUGACAUUGAAGUUCCAGAUGCUGAUGUUGAGACCCCCUCAGGCAAACUCAAGUUCCCAACCCUCAGAAAGUCCAAGUUCAUGUUUUCAGGGCCAAAGGUCAAUUCACCAGAUGUUGACAUGAACUGCGAUGCAAAGGGACCUGACUUGAGUCUCCCUACUCCGAUUGUUGAUGUUCCUGGUGUAGAUGUAAAGGCACCAAAUGCAGAAAUUGAGGCUCCAUCUGGAAAGUUCAAAAUUUCAACUCUUAAAAAACCAAAGUGGUCACUCUCAGGUCCAAAGGUUGAUGGUCCAGAUGUCAAUCUAGAUGCUAGUGGUUCCACUCCUGACAUGAGUUUCAAAGCUCCAAAGAUUGAUGGUGAAGUGGAAGCACCAGAUGCAGGCCUAGAUAUCAAUGCUCCAGAUGUUGAAGGUCCAUUUGGGAAAUUCAAAGGGUUUAAACUACCCAAAAUUGGCACACUGAGGGGUCCAAAGGCCAAUGCUGAUGUGGCUGCACCAAAAUUAGAUGUCAAGACCCCUGAUGUGGAGUUGCCUGAUGCCAAUAUAAGAGGUCCAAAUGUUGAUGUUGAUGGUCCAAAUCUCAGCCUUGACUCACCAGAAAGUAAACUUAAGUUACCUAAAAUCAAACUACCAAAAUUCAUGGGAGCCAAAAUCAAAGGUCCUGAUGUGGAUACUGAAAUAGAUGCACCAAACAUUGGCUUACCCAAAGCUGAUAUCGAUGCACCUAGACAUGGCAUAGAGUUAAACCCAUCAGAUCUGUCCCUAUCAGGACCAAAAGUCAAAGGUGGUAUAGACACCCCAGAUCUUGAAGUUUCUGGAAAAAAGCCUGGGUUUAAACUGCCAAGCUGGAGCAUUGGAGGGCCAAAGGCUCAGUUGCCUGAUGCAGAGCUGAAUACCCCUGAUCUCGCAGUUCCUGGUGUUGAAACACCUGGCUUGAAUUUUUCUGCCCCCACAAUCAAGGGAGAAAUCGGUACUCUGAACACUGAUCUCAACCCAAAUGUUGACCUCAAAGCCCCCAAAUCUGACUAUAGUUUACCAAAAAUUGACUUAAAUUUGCCAAAAGCUGGUGUUAAGAGCCCCAGUCUGGAUCUGCCUACAGCAGACCUCAAAGCACCUGAUGCACAGCUAAAAACCCCAGAUCUUGACGUUGAUUCAAGUCUUGGUGACUUUAAAUUUCCCCAUUUCAAGCUACCAAAAUUUGGAUCACCAGAUCCUAAAGUGGAAGUUCCAUCAGUCAAUGCUGAGGUCAAUGCACCACAAGUCAACAUAGCUGCUCCUACAGCAGACACCAGCAUCUCAAUUCCUGCUGUAGACAUCAGUGGACCAAAAGUAGAUGCAGAUAUUGGAGGACCCACAGUAGAUCUGAAAGCUCCAAAUGUAGAUGCAAAUAUGGAAAAGUCAAAAUUGCCACAUUUCAAGUUCCCUAAGUUUAACUUGUCAGGAUCCAGUGUAAAAGCUGCAGAUGUUGAUACAGCUGUAGAUCUGGAAGUCUCUCCUGAUGUGACGCUGAACGCUCCAAAUGUUGAUGGAGAAAUCAGACCACCUGGUGUUGACAUCUCUGGUCCUAGCCUAGGUGUCUCAGCUGAUGCAGAUGCUGAACUCAAAGGAUCUUCAAAAAGUAAGGGGAUAUGGCCCUUCAAAUGGGGCCGAAAGUCGGUUUCAGGUGCAGAGGAAGGAAUUGAAGUAAAAUCUGAAACCGAUGGACCCAAUGUUGGAUCAGGGGUUCCUGCAUUCAAAUUCCACAAACUGCCCAGGAACAGCUCUAUAGAUGGCUCAGUAGAUGGCGAUGAUACUUUAGGUUUACCAAACCUUGACACAGAAGAAAAGGAUUAUGUCAUCAGCAAAGGAGUUCGCUUGCCGAUAGUAAAUACAACCUCAAAGACGGGAGAAAAAGUUGAUGUUUUUGAGAGAUUAAAGAUGGCAAUGGAAAAAGUCUCUUCAGCCAGCACCUCACCAACUGAUUCAAAAGGGGAAAUUGAUCUGAAGCUUCCCUCUGCAGGUCUUGAUGUUGGCACCUCUGUAGGAGAAGCAGAUUCCUCUUUGGUGAGAGGAAGUACAUUCAAAAUAGAAAAACCAGACCCAAUUCUCAGCGUUGUAGCCCCAGGAAUUUCCACACCAGAUGAAAAUGAUAAAUUGUCACUGAGCCUCACCAACAUGCUCGGCCUCAAUAUCAAGGAUUCUGAUGGUGACUGA